AAUUCUGCUAGUUUCAGCUGGUUGGUUCUUUCCAGAUGUUCUUGAUUUUGAAGCUGCAGUAUCUGCUAGUUAUAUGCUUUUGCUGAGAUUGGUUGUUGCUAUGUUGAUGAGGAGAUGGGCUUCUGAUGAUGUUGUAAGGCAUGAUGUGCAGUACUGUUGUGUAUUCUGCACUGUUGUGUUGUAUAUGGUUGGUUUAAGCAGUUUGCUAAGGUUUUCCAGCUGGGUGCCAUGGUGUUGGGGUAGAAUUCUGCUAGUUUCAGCUGGUUGGUUCUUUCCAGAUGUUCUUGAUUUUGAAGCUGCAGUAUCUGCUAGUUAUAUGCUUUUGCUGAGAUUGGUUGUUGCUAUGUUGAUGAGGAGAUGGGCUUCUGAUGAUGUUGUAAGGCAUGAUGUGCAGUACUGUUGUGUAUUCUGCACUGUUGUGUUGUAUAUGGUAUGCAGAUCUAGAAGUCUAGGUAUUGAGCUGUGA
Ilex paraguariensis (yerba mate) is the source of this 466-nucleotide messenger RNA. Lineage: Eukaryota; Viridiplantae; Streptophyta; Magnoliopsida; Aquifoliales; Aquifoliaceae. The record is from the annotation of a GenBank genome assembly.